UCCUUUAGAGAUUGGUUUUUAUGGGAACAGACCAAAACUGUUUAUAGUCUACGUACAUUUAACAAAUCCAUCUGUAUAAUAUGUUCAAACUACCCCAAUCAAUUAUUGUGUACAUCUUGCUCACUCACAUGUAUAUAUGGUCUCACCUGUACAUAGGUUUUCGUCUGUAAAUAUUGUCCAUAUGCUAUAAAACUAACCUGUACCACUUAUGAACUAUUUAUGCUACAUGCACAUACUUCUUACUACACUUAUGUUAGAUGCUAAAACUGAUGACAAUAAAGUUGUAGCUAAUCUAGUAUUAGGACAUAGGUCAUAAUGUUAUGCCUGAUCAAUGUACACAUAACAUGCAUGAUAUGUGCACGUAAUAAUGCACAUCUGGUUUGUGUAAAUGUUCUUCUAUUAACACUUCUAUUAGUUUCCUGUUAGUGGGAACCGGAGAGGAGGGAGGAGAGUUGGCUCCAUACAUUUCCUGUCUUUUCCUCCCUCUUCUUGGUUCUAAGCUGGGUGGUGACGCUCAGUUCUAACAGGUUCAGAUAUUUCUUGGGGAUUUCUAACAUUUCUUUGGUCUUUCUUCAUCUUUCUUUGGUCUUUUAUUUUUUUUAAAAAAAGAGUCACUGGAUGCAUACUUCCAGCUGCGCAGUUUGAGAUUCCAUGCAGAAGCAGACAAACGAACCAGAGCAUAGGAUUUUCUUCAAGCCUUAAAAGGAACAAACCGCUGCUCUUCAUGGCUCAGGGUGUGUGUGGCUCCAUCUGCAAAUGUAUUCUCUAUAUUUUCAUUGCAGUCCUUGUGCUGAUGGGUUUCUAUACCCUGCGACUUGGGCUGCUGCUGCGGUUCAGUAUGAACACCAUACACUUGUUUCGUGAGCAGGGUUCCAGCUCAAAUGCAUUUACUAGAGCUGUGAAAGUAAUGAUAGUUCUCGGAUUAGUGUUGCUGGUUUGUGCUUGGACUGGAAAAAAGGGCGUCUACAAUGGCAAUAAAAAAGCUCUGGAAUGGUUUGCUGUCUUUCUGACUUGUCUGUCUACAACUGCAUUUGCUGCCGGAGACUUUGCUUAUUCUCAACGUGAUGAGGUCGGCAAGUCCCUGGAAGAGUUCUACAUAAUUAUAUACACUGUAUAUGCAGUCAGUGGAGACCAAGCCGUGGGCAUCACUCUCACAUUCAUCCAACACUUGUUUCAUUGCUGUGGAAUAACAGGAGUCUCACUAAUAGAAUUAGUUAAACAGACCUGUCCAGCACCAGAUGGGAUAACAGAGAUUCUUUAUAUGCCUAGUUGUCCAAAGCUCAUUGAACAAACCUUUAAGACCAAAUCAAUGGCAUCAGUGGUGAAGGCCAUGUUCUAUCAAACUGGACAGUAUCUGGUUGGAGCUCUGCUUUGCAGCAUCAUCCUCAUUUCCCAACUGUAUCAUCCUGGAUACUGAGAAGGAAACUCAACUAGCAGUACUGUAUUUCAACUUCUUCUUCGCUUCAGUUUUGGGACCAGAUUUCUUUCAUAGGUGAAUUCAAAUCACAUUAAAAGUUAUGUUACGCUGGUAAACCAGAAAAAAUGUUUAUCUGUUCUGUUUAUGUCCAGAAAGACCUCAGGACUGGCAAGAAAAUAAAGUGUGAUAGAAAUAUUCUGUAGACUUUUAAAACAGCUGUAUGGACAUUUCUGUAAAUGCUGGUUUGAUUUUAUUCCAAUUAAACAUAAGGUGUCCUGUUUGGAGAGCAAACAGCUGAACGCCUUUGAUUGCUCA
This is a messenger RNA of Mugil cephalus (flathead mullet), 1732 nucleotides long. RefSeq names its product CD9 antigen-like. Gene Ontology annotation, cellular component: membrane. The transcript is spliced from 8 exons. The record is from RefSeq and is a predicted model, not a curated record. The coding region runs from base 725 to 1417 and encodes 230 amino acids. Lineage: Eukaryota; Metazoa; Chordata; Actinopteri; Mugiliformes; Mugilidae.